Centrocercus urophasianus (Greater sage-grouse) is the source of this 1152-nucleotide messenger RNA. It is a transcript of the gene NICN1, whose product is annotated as nicolin 1. Gene Ontology annotation, cellular component: nucleoplasm. NCBI's taxonomy places the organism in Eukaryota, Metazoa, Chordata, Aves, Galliformes, Phasianidae. The record is from RefSeq and is a predicted model, not a curated record.
AUGUCGGGAGCGCCGGGCCCGGGGCGAACCCCGCUGCCCUGCACCGCCCGCGCCGCCGCCCACCUGCAGCUGCCCGGGGGAGCCGAGGCGGCGCGGCCCGGCGUGGCCGUCAUUGACGUGCGCUUUCCCCGCGGCGGCGCGGCUGACGUGCACGAGAUCGUCUUCAAGAACUUCUACACCGCCUUCCUGAGCGUGCGGGCGCAGCGGGCCGGGCCGCCGGGACCCCGCAAGUGGCUCACCUGCCUCCGCGACCUGCGGCUGAUGCCGUGCCCGCACACGGAGCUGGGCGCGCAGGAAUACUUCUCUCUCCGCCGCUCCCAGAUGCUGUGCGACAUGGAGCAGGUGACGGCGCUGCGCUUCAUCCUGCGGCAGCCCUCCCCGGCGUGGCUGCACUUCGGAAUCGAGGAGCUGCAGCUCUUCCCUCCUGGCAGCAAGACCUCCCCGCAGGACGUCCCCUCCUGGUUGUCCCAGCUGAGCCCUCCGGAGCGACCCCUCAGCCUGCAUGGGCGCACAGCUGGUGGCUGCUCCAGUGCUGCCGGGCCUUCUGACCCCAACAGAUCGUGGCUUGAGCACUCCAUUCCCAGUGGAUGUACCGAAUCACGGUACCCAACCCCUGCGCUUCCAGCCCCCUCCUGGCCCUGCUGGCACCAGGGAUCAUUCCAGAGCCCCAAAACCACUGCCCGGUGCUGGAAGCAGUUUGCAGUUCAGAAGAAAAACCGCCCAUCAGGGCUGCUCGGCGGGCGCUAUGGCCGUGGCACGGUGCUGCCGUGCGGCCUGCACGAGGGCUGCCCCGGCCCUCCCGGCCCUUCCUGCACCGCUCCCGCUGCCUUCCAGGAGCUGCCCGACCCAGAGAAGGUGGCGGCGGAGGUGCAGCAGAUGUGGGCGCUGACGGAGGUGGUCCGCGCUCGGCAGGCGGCCGCGCGCAUCGGACGCUUCGACGUAGACGGCUGCUACGACGUCAACCUGCUGUCCUACAGCUGAGCCCCGCUGGCUGCUCCCGGGACCGGCGUGGAUGCUGCAACCGGUGGACUCCGACCCGGCCUUUGCCCCACGGCCCCUCCCGCAGCUCCGUCUCCACCACCCGCGGGCUCGGUUGGGGCCCGGCCCCCACGCGUUCCGCGGCCGUGCCUCCGGAUAAAGGCUACUACCGCG